CCAGAGCUAAAAGACCCACAUUUCGCAAUAGAUGGAACUCUGAUUCAUUACAAACUUUCUGCUUUAACAUACUCUAGAUCACAGAAAUCAAGAUAAUUCAAGAAAAGUCAAGGUAUUAUAAAUAUGGUCGCGAUGGAUUCGUAUAUGAUUCCAAUCUUACCCAUAACAGCAAUGAACAUGGCGCUGAUACAUCCUACAACAUGCAUUUUUGUGGACUGUCGUUCAUUCCUCGCCUAUAACGUGGCACAUAUUCGAGACUCUGUGAAUGUUCAUUGUCCGCCGAUACUUAGAAGACGUUUUCAAAGGGGCAGUGCGACACUAUCUACUCUACUCACAUGUCCACAGUCAAGAAUCACGUUAGAAAGAGCAGAAACUUUGAUUUAUUACGACGAUGGGACUUACGAUGAUCAAGACAUGACAGUCCAAAUAGUUGCCUCUCUACUUCAAAGAGAAAACAAAACUUGCAAGCAUUUUUUGCUCAAAGGUGGUUUUACGCGCUUCUCUUCUCUACAUCCAUCCAUGUGUGAAUUCAUGAAAACCUCACCAACAAGCCCUCUUGCUUUAAAACUGAGAAGCGCCGACGGCAAGAAAAUAUGUAGUCCUCGAUUUGACAAAGACUCUAAAACUGAAAAACAACCGCCAAAAGACGAUGGCAACCCAGUGGAUAUUCUACCUUAUUUGUAUUUGGGGAACGAAGUCCAUGCUUCAAGAAAAGACAUUUUACAACGGCUUGGAAUAACGGCGAUUAUCAACGUUUCAAGUAAUAUCCCAAACUUAUUCGAAGAUGACUUUAUCUACAAAAAUAUCCCCGUUGAAGAUACGUAUAAUGCAGAUAUUGAAUGUUGGUUCGAAGAUGCUGUCCAAUUCAUAGAUAAUGUACAGAAUUCAGGAGGUCACGUUCUAGUCCACUGCCAAGCGGGCAUUUCUCGUUCAGCGACCAUUUGCCUUGCGUAUUUGAUUUGCAGAUUACGAUUUCGACUCGACGAAGCCUAUGAAUUCGUCAAGAAAAGACGAUCCAUCAUCUCACCAAAUUUCAAUUUCAUGGGACAGUUACUCAACUGGGAAGCAUUAUCACAGUCUACAAGAAGAACAGAUGAGCCGAAGUCAAGUUCAUGCAGUAGUUAUGGUUUUUUUAAUUUCUCUUCCCUACCCUGUGGUACAGAAUUAGUUCCUAGUAGCUGUGGUUCCCCUGGUCUUGUCACUACACCAAUUUAGAAAUAUUACAGGUCAAUAUGGUACAACCUUUUCAUGUAAAAACCACAGAAAAUUUACCAUAAAUAUUUGGGGUAUUUUUUGCAAGAAAGGUACAGUGUUAGCUUUGUGUUUAUGUCACAAUUAGCGUGGUUUUCAUCGUACAGGGAAAUAAAUAGUUACUAACCUUAUAUACAUUCUAUAGAGUAAACCCUAAUCCCGUACAGAAGACAUUGCUUUCUUCUGUUAGAAUUAAAACUACUAGCUAUUAGUCACUGAAAACCACUCUAUAGGUGUCUUAACACAUCAAUGAAAAGAAAAUCGAGCCUCAAAAUAUAUAUACUAUAUAUAAUUUACCCAGUAAAAAUACGAAAGCUAACAAGAAUAUACUUUUCCUAAACAAUUUAUGGUGAAUUUGUCAGGGCUUAUGACCGAUAUCUUAGAUUAGGUUCUACUAGUGCUUGAAGGGCCCUUGUGUAUACGACUGCACMCCCUUAGAGGGCCACUCCCUGUUUCCGCUUAUUGACGUGUUUACUGUGAAGUUCAUAUUGAUGUGUUUUGAAAUCAUUUCUAAUCGUUUUCUAGAAUAUUAUUUGGCAACGAAUAAGACUACACUAUACCUUUUGUGCAAUCGAAGGGUGUAGUUUGUAUAUUAGUUAGAAGAUUUAAUAUCAAAUUUCCAAUGAAACAAUCAAAACGUAGAAUUUAACUCAAACUUAACUCAAACUMUACACGUUCAAAUCGUUCGCGCAAAUUGUUGAUAUAGGAGAUUGUUUAUAGGAGUCUCAUCUUGUGGUGCUUGAUCUAGACUACGAAUUCGCGUUGUAUUUGUAUUUGGCGCACAAAAUUGUGCGAAAAUAAGUCGAGGCAAAUGAUGCAUAGUGUAAAUCAAUCCUUACAUAAUCAAAGCUUUUAUAAAAUCCUUUUCAAAUUUGUACUAAAACCCUUGCAAAAUGACUCCGAGCAGCCUAUCUUAGCUCCACACAAAAGACUACGUUUUAUGGCAAAUUUAUGAAAACAUUUAAUAUCAUAGUUAACAAUUUUACAAAAAGAUAAUUGUACAUAUACAAAUAUUUAUGUAAAUAUAGGAAAACAUAUAAAAUUAAGUUUAUUUUAAAAAAAUUCUCUGAAAAUAAAACAUUUAUAAGGUUUUCAAAAAUGUGUUUUUGGUUUCGUUGUGUGUUUAUGAUCUUAAAAUAAAGAUGAUGUCACGGUCGAGGCCUACACCUGGUCGUCAGACACUAUAACGGUGACCCUGUUUGCUUUCAAAGACGCUAGAAUACUUGGGGGGUUGAUCACUUAUUAUAGUAUCCGGCGUGAGUUUAUAUAAAUAAAUAAACAUUUCCCGAGCAAACAUGGCAUGGUGUGGACGAGC
Exaiptasia diaphana is the source of this 2566-nucleotide messenger RNA. Its product is annotated as dual specificity protein phosphatase 1. Gene Ontology annotation, cellular component: cytoplasm; nucleus. Lineage: Eukaryota; Metazoa; Cnidaria; Anthozoa; Actiniaria; Aiptasiidae. The coding region runs from base 124 to 1215 and encodes 363 amino acids. The record is from RefSeq and is a predicted model, not a curated record. Gene Ontology annotation, biological process: protein dephosphorylation; negative regulation of MAPK cascade. The transcript has 3 exons. Gene Ontology annotation, molecular function: MAP kinase tyrosine/serine/threonine phosphatase activity; protein tyrosine/threonine phosphatase activity.